Molecule: messenger RNA, 510 nt
Organism: Leptinotarsa decemlineata (Colorado potato beetle)
Lineage: Eukaryota; Metazoa; Arthropoda; Insecta; Coleoptera; Chrysomelidae
Source: RefSeq, a predicted model, not a curated record
AUGUUUACCUCCGACGACGCGGAGGUAUGGUUCCAGCAAGUCGAAUGGACACUUGAAGAUGCCGGCGUCAAAACCAGCAUCGAAAGGUUGUGUCAGGUCACGAGAUCGCUCGACACCCGGGAGGCCAGAGAAGUUCGCGACCUAAUUCUCAACCCACCAGUCGACAGGCCUUACAAACAACUUAAGGACGAGUUGCUGCGACGCCUAAGGAAGUCACAAGCUCAAAAAACGCGUCAACUUCUGGAGCGCGAGGACAUUGGCGACAGAUCGCCAUCUCAGUUCAUGCGCCACCUGCAGACGCUCGCAGGUUCCUCAACAGCCGACGAGAUUAUCCGGGCCAUGUGGAUGGACCGUAUCAACCCGAUCGUUCGCGUCAGCAUCGCCGUACAAGCAGCACAGCCAGGAAUCAGCCUCGACGACCUGGCGAAAACCACCGAUAGCGUCAUGGAUGCACUGGGGGCUGUUGCGCCCCAACAAAGACAAGUUUCCGCGGUGUCAGGUGCUACCUAA